This is a messenger RNA of Exophiala viscosa, 1526 nucleotides long. RefSeq lists its product as uncharacterized. Lineage: Eukaryota; Fungi; Ascomycota; Eurotiomycetes; Chaetothyriales; Herpotrichiellaceae. The coding region runs from base 185 to 1309 and encodes 374 amino acids. The record is from RefSeq and is a predicted model, not a curated record. The transcript has a single exon.
GGUCGCCUUAUCAUCACGUGUUUACGCGUCGACAGGGUGUGCGCCCAAAGUCAAAGGUCAGCAAUACGAGAAUCAAGACAUGGACAAUUUCCCCCUCGAAUCCUUUUUAUGCCGGCAUUGAUGCAUAUAAGUCGAGUCUGCGCAAGAGAGUGGUCGUUCCCUCACUAUGUGAUUGCAGAACAAAAUGGAGAACUGCUUCUAUGAGACGUCCUGGCUUGUCCACAGCAUCCCGAAGUUGACGGCGCCAUUCACAGCCUUGUUGACUCCACCAUCAACACACGAACAAGCGAGGCACAGAUACCAGCUUUCGACACAUGCCGAUACCUUUCGAGAUGCGCUGAGUCAGGCUCGCCCUCACUACGAGUUUGAGGAAGAGAAGGAGAAGCUAGGCGUGUUGAGACAAUGCAAAUGGACCAGACUUGAUGGCGACGUCAACGAAGCGGCUCAGUCCGAUCAUGCUGGAAGAAAACGAAAGCGAGCAGACUCAGUGAUCAAUGGAUCCGUGGACCAGGGAGUCCUCAUCUCACUUGUCUACGAGAAGACGACACACAAGUUCAUAUUGUACACAACAAACAACAACGCUGCUAAGCGCAGCCGGUCAUUGCCAUGGACACAGUCUUGCUCGAGAUCGCGAAACCCAACAGCCAUCCUCCUCUCGAAAUCCUCUCCCUCCGCAGUACGAUCUCUGACGAACUACUUGUACGACACAUUUGCCCUCGACAACAUCCACCCUCUCCAAUUGCCCUCGGCAUUCAUCCAAGGCACGCUUCAGCGCUACCUUUCCAGCAUCUACUCAUCGUUGGAAACGGCUUCAACCUCGCAGCAAGCCCGGGUACAGGACAUCUUCAUCAAUGUCAUCAGCACCGUAAAGGUUCACAUAGCCUUCUCGGCGCCAGUGGCACCACAUCUGAAAUCUCUGGAGCUGGCCAUCGCACCCUUCGCAGUCCUCAAGGCCAUGCCAGAGAAUGGGAAGUCUGACAAAGAGUACUUCAUGGGAGCAAUUUCAAGCUACAUUCACGCAACUACAGGGCUCAUACUGCCUGUUUUUGAUGACGAGGAGGGAUCUGAUGACGGCAGGCACGCCAUGGAGGUCGACAGCUCGAAGCCUGAGGCACCCAUGAAGAUAUCGAGAAUCUCAAACGCUGCCUACGCGAUCUCGUGCGACCACAGACUCAAAUUUGUGCUCAGAGCCGUGGAUGUUGUGGAAGGGUCCGACACACCAGGGGAGAACUGCGUCCGAAAGGCAAAUCAGGAGGUGUUGGAUGCUAUUGUAGCAGAGGCAGCGCGUCAAGCGGCGGAUGAUGAAUGAUUUAUGAUCAAUUGGAGGAUUGAGCGAUACGGAACGUCCCUUUUGUACUAUAGGAACUAUGCGAUUCUUGGUUGUAUGAUGUGAAGAAGACUAGAGAGACCAGUGGGCGUAAAGAUGGGAUGAAGCGUGCUUGAUUGGGUUAUAGUAACGCGUCGAAAGAAUUGAUGCCGGCUGCGCCGCCAAGAACAUAAGACGUCCAUGUUCCUCCUUUCUAUUG